This is a messenger RNA of Caenorhabditis elegans, 1786 nucleotides long. RefSeq names its product G_PROTEIN_RECEP_F2_4 domain-containing protein (gene seb-3). Gene Ontology annotation, molecular function: transmembrane signaling receptor activity; G protein-coupled receptor activity. The record is from RefSeq and is marked reviewed. Gene Ontology annotation, cellular component: membrane; plasma membrane. NCBI's taxonomy places the organism in Eukaryota, Metazoa, Nematoda, Chromadorea, Rhabditida, Rhabditidae. Bases 15 to 1379 code for a protein of 454 amino acids. Gene Ontology annotation, biological process: cell surface receptor signaling pathway; G protein-coupled receptor signaling pathway. The transcript has 11 exons.
AAACUUGUUGCUCAAUGACAAGUAUUAUACGAGCCGAGUAUGCAGCCUGCCAAGAAUUGAAAAAACUGGAAAACAGUUCGUAUAAUCCGGGAGGUUGUUCAGUUGACUUUGACAAAUCAUUAUGUUGGGCAAGUGCACAUAUUGGACAGCAGAUGACCCGAGACUGCCCAUUCACAUUUUGCACUGCAAUUCCUGGGUGCGAAGAAAUUAAAGACAGAUACAUGGUUUCCCGGAAUUGCAACAGUAUGGGCGUAUGGCAGGACUCGAAUUACACAAUGUGCAUCAAAGUUGUUGAGGAAUAUGCUCAAUGUCUACAAGGAUUUUGCAGAGUUUGUCCUGAUGUUCUUCGAGACUUGGUGAUAUCGGUAUCUUUAACGUUAUCCUUUGUAUCUGUCAUACUUCUAGUGGCGGCAAUCGUUUUGUUUUCGAUAUUUGACUCGAUUCAGUGCCGGAGGUUAUCAAUUCACAAGAACUUAGCAACUGCGUUCGUUUUUCGAUUUGCUGUUUUGGCGAUUUGGACGAUUGUGCAAACAACGAACGUGUUUCAAGAUUGUACAAGAUUAACUCCGCUGCCUCUUUGGGACUACGAAUGGAUUUGCAAAGCUAUUCUCUGGUUCGUCAUAUAUUUCAACGUUGCGUCCGUCAUGUGGAUGUUGAUCGAAGGCGCCUUCCUCUACAGUCGAUUCACUGUAUUCGCUAUGCGUCACAGUGAUGCACCAUGGUCUCUUUACCUGGCGUGUGGGUGGGGCGUCCCGUUCGUGGUUGUAACGGCAUGGGCAUUGGUUCAUCAAUACAUAUCCAGCCAACAAACAAAUUCAUUUUGUUGGCUGCCUUAUGCCCAGGGACUCCAUUUGUGGAUUCUUGCUGGAACUAUGGGAUCCGCAUUAAUUAUGAAUCUUAUAUUCUUGCUUAUGAUUGUGGUGAUAUUGGUGCAAAAGUUACGAACGGAGAAUUCUGCGGAAUCCAAGAAAAUUUGGAGAACAAUAAAAGCAACUCUUUUGUUAGUGCCACUCCUCGGCAUUUCAAACAUCCCUCUUUUUUACGAGCCGGAGCACCCGAGCUCUGUCUACAUGCUCGGCUCGGCUAUUUUACAACAUAGUCAGGGUAUUUUUAUUGCGGUCUUGUAUUGCUUCUUGAAUAGUGAAAUCCAGGGAGCGCUGAAGCGGCAAUUGUCAAAAGUGCCAUUUGAGUUCUUCAAAACUAGGAAUCGAUUCGAAACUGAAAGAACUUACGUGCCUGAAGCAAGAAAUGCCACGAAAAAUGGAGUUCCGAUGGAGGAAAUGAACAAAACUAAAAAUAUUGAGAGUGGUGAAAAUACGGAAUCUCAAGAUCAGGUUAGCACUGGAAAGCAAAUCUACUCGGUGUCUACGAAAUCUUAAUCACACCGCCCCCUCUUCAAGUUAUUUGAAAUUUCCAAUAACUUCAUUGUGAUUCGAUUUCUUUUAUUCUCGAACUGUCCUCAAUUAUCUUCAAUCAAGAUUUUAGAAUAUUUUAUGUUUUUAUUAUUAUUAUUAUUAUUAUGAUUAUCAUUUUGAACCCGUCAACAGCCCAAAGCAAAAUCACUUUCCCGCCCUAAACCUUAUUUGCCAAACGAAUGAUUACGGGUUCCUACCCACCAAAUUUCCAAUAGUUCCACUUUGUUUGGUCAAUCAUCUUUCAAAAAAAAAAGAAGUUUUGAAUGCUACUUGAAUUGAUCUCAAAAUGCCCUGCGAAUUUCUGAAAUUCAUAAUGAACACCAAUGAUUUAGAAACUUUCAUGAAUGAUUCGAAUGAAUGGUUUUAUUUAU